Messenger RNA from Brassica rapa (field mustard), 1401 nucleotides. RefSeq lists its product as uncharacterized. The record is from RefSeq and is a predicted model, not a curated record. NCBI's taxonomy places the organism in Eukaryota, Viridiplantae, Streptophyta, Magnoliopsida, Brassicales, Brassicaceae.
CGUCUCUGGACGAAAAGAAGAGGAAAAGGAGUGUUGAGACACGUGUAUCAAUUGACAGAAUACGUCCUCAACCACCACCUGAGAGAUCUGGAGCGAAGAAAAGUUAUGAGCUAAUGCAGGACGUGGAGGCGUUCGACAAUGGUGCCUGGUGCGCUGGAAAAGUUAAAGUCAUUUUGUUUGAUGGCUCGUGUUUUGUCUCUUUGAACAAUUCUAAAGAACAAAUUUACUUCCACCAUUCUGAGAUGCGAAAACCAAGAAAAUGGGUAGAUGGUGUUUGGGAGAUGACAAAAAAGAUGGAAGAAGAGCAGACGCAGAGUGUGAAUCCAAGUGAAGGAGAUGGUGAUAAAAAGGGGAAGGCGAAGGCUGUCGCUUGUAAGAAAAAUGAAGCAGCUGGUCCAUCAGAAGAUGGUGUUGGGAAAAUGGCAAAAGAGAUGGAAGUAAAGCAGGGUAAGAGUGUGAAACCAAGUCAAGACGAUCAUGCAAAAAAGGGGAAGCCACAUGUUGGUAAGAAGAAGAAAGCAAAUGCUCAGCCAGUAGAUUUGCUUCCUUUUCUACAGCGAGAAGAGAAGAGGCCAAUACGACCUAGAAACCCCUCCUAUACCUGUAACACCUGAGGUAAUCCUUCCAAUUGAUCCAUUUGUGACACCUGAAUUUCCUCGGUUUUCAAGGCUUGCACACUGGAUGGAUCUACGGGGCAUAUAUCGUGUGUAAGCAACUUUUUGUCCUCGCAUAAAUAUUCCUAAUUUAUUUUGUAAAAGUUUCGAUUGAUACUAGUUAAUUUUAUCAACUACAGACCGUUUUAUAUCAAUGGAAAAGAAAUUGAAAAAGAGUUCUUUCAAAAAAUGGACGAUGCAGAAAACAAUCUCAACAAAGAGGUAAUCAACACUCUGUUCUGUCUUCUAUUUGAUUGUGUCAUAUGUUUAGGAAGAGGUUGAGUUGAGCUAUGCUAGAUGUCCAUGUUAUAGCAGUUCUAUAUGAAGUUUCUAACUAUAUUGUUACAUUGGCAGCACAUAAAUGUUGCAUUUGAAAUGCUAAAUUGUAAGAGGGUUGAGCAAGGUGCUUGGUUCCGCAACAACAAUCUUCCAGCAGCAUGCUUUGUACCAGUCAAAUUCUUAGAAGUGGUUGGGUACGCUUAUGAAUCUGUCAGGAAGCCACAUAAGAAAAAAAAAACGUUAUUGGAGGGCUGUGUAGGCGAACUUGUGAAAGGUUUAAUACAUCCAAAGAAGGUAUGGCUGGAAGAUGUUGAUGUUAUAUAUGGUGUCAUUGAAGAUAAGUUGAGCUAUCACUAUAUUGGGGUGGAGAUACAAUUGAUGGACAACACAAUCACACUCUUCCAUUGUGGUCUUCCAAAAGCAAAUAUCAAACGUGCUCUUAAUCAAAUCCAAGAACUGGCAGGUAAAA